AUGGUCCUCUAUUAUUCCACUAACAUUGUUUACAGACAAAGGAGACUAAAAGAUACUAGGAACAAAUACAAGAAAAUUUGGAGCACUAAUACAGAAAGGAAUAAUAUUGUUAAAAAUAUGUGGAACAAUACUGAAGGCAGCUAUGAUAGAAAACUCCAGGAAACUCUAACAACUAUAUCCAAGUGGGGAAAAGAAAAAUUUGUAGACAUACCCAAAGUUAGUAAAAGGGCCCAAGCCAAACUGGAUAAGAUUAGAAACCUUAAAGCAACUACAGAGAACAUUCAUCUCAUCAUUGAGGUGGAGAAAGCUCUUGACGAUGCGCUUAAGAACAAAGAAUUAUGGUGGAGCCAAAGAGCUAAACUAUCCUUGCUCAAAGAAGGGACAUAA
This is a messenger RNA of Vicia faba (fava bean), 387 nucleotides long. The record is from the annotation of a GenBank genome assembly. NCBI's taxonomy places the organism in Eukaryota, Viridiplantae, Streptophyta, Magnoliopsida, Fabales, Fabaceae.